AUGUUGUCCAGAAUUUUGUUCAAAAGAACUCCUUUGUGUGCUAUUGCUAGAGCCACCACCGUCAGCACAAGAGUUGUCGUUCCAAAAUUUACUCAAAUUUCUGUCUCCGCCAGAAACUAUUCUUCUCACCAUGAAGAAGAAACUUUUGAAGAAUUUACUGCUAGAUUCGAAAAAGAGUUUGAUCAAGCUUACGAUCUAUUCGAAGUUCAACGUGUUUUGAACAAUUGUUUUUCUUAUGAUUUGGUUCCAGCACCAGCUGUUAUUGAAAAGGCUUUAAGAGCUGUCAGAAGGGUUAAUGAUCUGCCAACUGCUAUUAGAGUGUUUGAAGCUUUGAAGUUCAAGGUUGAGGAUGAAGCUCAAUACAAGGCUUACUUGGAAGAAUUAAAAGAUGUUAGAGAAGAGUUAGGUAUUCCAUUAAGAGAAGAAUUAUUCAAGGAGACUGAAUCCACUCAUUAA
Molecule: messenger RNA, 456 nt
Organism: Saccharomycodes ludwigii
Lineage: Eukaryota; Fungi; Ascomycota; Saccharomycetes; Saccharomycodales; Saccharomycodaceae
Gene: COX6
Product: cytochrome c oxidase subunit VI
Exons: 1
Coding region: 1-456 (151 amino acids)
Biological process (GO): mitochondrial electron transport, cytochrome c to oxygen
Cellular component (GO): mitochondrial inner membrane
Source: RefSeq, a predicted model, not a curated record